CUAGUCGACCAGUCUACCAUAGACCUCAAGCUUAUAUACCACACCACCACACGCACACACGAAUAAGUAUAGCAGCUCUAGCAGGCAGUGGACGGUCAAACAUAGGAUCAUGUCUCGUAUCAGCGUACUUGUAUUAGCCGCCUUAGUUUCAGCGGCCGCUUCGAUACCAUCCUACCUGGACUACGGUUACGAUUACCCCACAUCAUACUCCUACAGUUCGAGAUACUACGGCUCACCAGGCUACUACGGAUCCUAUGGUCGGGGUUAUGGAUACUAUGGUUCUUUAGGAUACGGCUCAUAUGGUGCAGACUAUCCCUACUACGAUUCUCUUUCCCCAUACUCCUAUGGUGGCUACUCCGGACUGGGCAGAUACAGAGGCUACUACGACCGUGGUUAUGAUGGGUACUACAGGAAACCAUACUACGACAGAUAUUCAUAUUAUUAGAUGAAAAAAUCCUUCUGUACAUAUCUAUAGAUAGAUCUCAAAUAUAAGUACUAUUUUAAGUAUAAAAAAAUAUAUAUAUUUUCAUCUUAAAACAACUCCCAAGCUAAACAUGUUUUUCCUAAGUAGUUCAGCAAUGAUUGUUUUUUUCCAUCUUCUAUUUCUUCUUGGAAUCACCUAUUACCUCUGCUUUAUGCGUUCCUUUAUGUACCUCACAGCGAGUGUAUAGUAAAAAAAAUGUCAUAGCUUCUUCCUUAAUGACUUCACCUAAAUAAUUUAGACCUUUUUCGCUCUUAAUAUUCGGGACAUACUAAAUUAUUAAGUCAUUAAUUAUGGACACAAUUUGGCCAAUAAGUCAGAGUAUCACAGGAUGUUCUGUCUAAUGAAGUUAUUAACUAGUUGGAAGACUAGCUUCAAACUUUUAGCGACGAUAAGCGGAAAGUGUGGAGUGUCCUUGAGGAUGGAAUAAUUUUCAUCAUCUAAACUGACCACUUAUGCGUUUUUAUUUAAGGCAUCAUUCAAAAAUGCCCAUUUU
This is a messenger RNA of Nezara viridula (southern green stink bug), 977 nucleotides long. The record is from the annotation of a GenBank genome assembly. NCBI's taxonomy places the organism in Eukaryota, Metazoa, Arthropoda, Insecta, Hemiptera, Pentatomidae.